AUGUUUCCAGGAAUUGUUCCGCACAUCACCUACAUAAUUAACUCUGAUGGCUGUUCCUCUUAUUCGAAGACAAUGCGUUUCACUGGCUCCUACUUAUGGCUUUCCUUUACCUACUUGGGGCUCUCCUUUACGCAACUCGUACUCCGGAGCGGUUUUUCCCAGGAAAAUGUGAUAUUUGGUCGACAAAAUGAAGCACAGUGGAGUCGACAAACUUGCCGCUCAUCACCGGCGGACGCGGACGAUUUUAGCUUCGAUUACGACGUUUUGGUGCCGUCUCCUAGGGUAUCACUUCAGGACAGGGAUUUUCCGAUCUUAUUGCAUGAUGCCUGCGCAGCUUUGUUUCAAUCCCAUCAGCUGUUCCACACAUGUGUUGUGAUAGCUGCAUUCGUCCAUUACUACGGCAUAUCGGAGAUGGCAUGGAUGAGGCUGAACGGUCAAUGUCCAGCCGAUGCACUUUCAUUUCUUUCACGAAAUGAAUUGUAA
Molecule: messenger RNA, 483 nt
Organism: Cooperia oncophora
Lineage: Eukaryota; Metazoa; Nematoda; Chromadorea; Rhabditida; Trichostrongylidae
Source: the annotation of a GenBank genome assembly